UGAGCUCGAGCGUGAGUCGGGCUGAGGGAGACUUGAGAACAGUUGGGAGCUAGCGAGAGCGCGCCAGAGAGCGAGUCGGAGUGAGAGGAGUGAGUGUGAGAGGACCUAGAGGAGUCAGCACGAGAAAACGAGGGUCGGAGGACCCAAGGUUGAGACGGAGUGACCAUGGCUGUCUCUGCACCUCCGGUAAUCUCUGCAACUUCCAGCGGCGCCGGCGUCCCGGGGGGAUUGUUUCGGGCUGAACCCCUGUACUCGACUUCGGGAGAGCCCCCUCGACUCACCCCUAGUAUGAUCAACAGUUUCAUGACCAACAACCACAGCGGCAGCGCAGGGGGUGGCAUGGUCGGUAGUGGCGGUGGCGGCGGCGUCAGCGGCAACACCAACACCAACGAAUGCCGAAUGGUCGACAUGCACGGGGUGAAGGUGGCUUCGUUCCUAAUGGACGGCCAAGAACUGAUCUGCUUACCGCAAGUCUUUGAUCUUUUUCUCAAGCAUCUGGUGGGAGGGUUACACACCGUGUACACCAAGCUGAAGAGACUGGACAUAUCCCCCGUGGUGUGUACUGUAGAGCAGGUCCGGAUCCUGCGCGGGCUGGGGGCUAUCCAGCCAGGCGUGAACCGCUGCAAGCUCAUCACCAGGAAAGACUUCGAAACUUUGUUCACCGAUUGCACCAAUGCCAGAAGGAAGAGGCAAAUGACAAGAAAGCAAGCUGUUAACAGCUCAAGGCCUGGAAGGCCCCCUAAGCGUUCUCUGGGAGUGUUGCAGGACAAUGCCCGCCUUCUGCCCCAUGCAGUCCCAGGCCUCUUAUCACCAGGACUUAUCACUCCAACAGGUAUAACAGCUGCAGCAAUGGCUGAGGCAAUGAAGCUGCAGAAGAUGAAGCUGAUGGCUAUGAACACUCUGCAUGGAAAUGGAAGCCAAAAUGGAACUGAAUCUGAACCUGAUGAUCUGAAUUCUAACACAGGUGGAAGUGAAUCCUCCUGGGAUAAAGAAAAGAUGCAGUCUCCUCUUGCUGCUCCUGGACCCCAACAUGGAAUUGCGCAUUCUGCCCUUGGUGGUCAGCCUGGCCUUGGUGGUGCUCCUACCCUCAAUCCAUUGCAGCAGAACCACCUGCUAACCAAUAGACUGGAUCUGCCAUUUAUGAUGAUGCCUCAUCCCCUACUUCCAGUCAGCUUACCUCCUGCUUCAGUUGCCAUGGCAAUGAAUCAGAUGAACCAUCUCAAUACUAUUGCCAACAUGGCUGCUGCAGCCCAGAUUCACAGUCCACUCUCCAGAGCUGGUGCCUCUGUUAUUAAGGAGCGGCUCCCAGAGAGUCCUUCUCCUGCUCCCUCUCUGGAAGAGAGUCAUCGCCCUGGGAGCCAGACAUCCUCCCACCCCAGUAGCAGUGUAUCCAGCUCUCCCUCUCAGAUGGAUCAUCAUUCAGAGAGAAUGGUUAUGAUGCCCAGCAAUAGAGAGGAACUUAUUGUUGAUCAGGAUAAUGGACCAACUAUCAAAAAAUUCCAAAGGGAUAAUAAAGAAGAGGUACCAGUUCAAAUCCCAAUGAUGAAGUCACCCUUGGACAAGAUCCAGCUGACUCCUGGGCAGGCAUUGCCCCCUGGAUUCCCUGGACCGUUCAUUUUUGCGGAUAGUCUGUCCUCCGUGGAGACUCUGUUGACCAACAUUCAGGUCAACAAUAUUUCUAUAAACAAAAUAAAUGGUCUGCUGAAAGUGGCUUUGGAUAAUGCUCGUAUCCAGGAGAAACAGAUUCAACAAGAAAAGAAGGAACUGCGAAUAGAACUCUACAGAGAGAGAGAAAUUAGAGAAAAUCUUGAAAGACAACUUGCAGUUGAGCUGCAAAGUAGAACUACCAUGCAAAAGCGCCUGAAGAAGGAGAAAAAAGCCAAGAGAAAACUUCAGGAAGCCUUGGAAUUUGAAUCUAAGCGCCGAGAGCAAGUGGAGCAGGCACUUAAAGCCACUGCUAACGACAAUGGGCUGAGGAUGCUGAAAGAUACUGGAAUUCCAGAUAUUGAACUUGAGAACAAUGGGACCCCUCAUGAUAGUGCUGCUAUGCAAGCCUGAACACUGAUGCCGGAACUCCAACUGAUCAUAGGCACGAAUAGGGUGCUGUAGCAGUUACCUGCUAAUCUAGUGUUGCAAAUCUUUAGAAUUUAUACUUAAAUUCUUAAACUGUGGAACCUUCAAUUACUAUUUGUUUAUCACUGAUAAAUAAAAUCUUGCACAACAAGGGAAAUGUGCUAGAGAACAUGCUUCACAAAUUUUCAGGAGAUAAUCAUAAUGAUGACUGAACAUGAUACUUUACAUUUCUUUAACCCCUUUCUUCCAUAGUGGUUUACAAACAUUAUCACAUUAAUCCACACAGCAUCCUAGUGGGGUAAGUAGGUCAAAGAAUUAAGACAGAAAUGCUAUUUCUAAAUGGUGUAGAGAGAAAUUAAAAUGUGGACACAACCACCUUAAGAAGUGGUUGCUACGGAGUAGCUUUAUAUUUGACCUGGUGUUUAACAGGAAUUAUAUCAGGAGGUAAUUCAUUUUUGCAAACGAUCAAUAUUUAUUAUGACUGCUGUUGAGCUCACCUUUCUAAAGGAAACAAUUUGUCUGUAGUGUUCUGUAGCUCUAACUUCCAGAUUUUACUAUACUUGGUUUUCUUCUUGGACCAUUGAUAGUGGAACAAAUAUUUUAACCACUCUGAACUAGCACAUUCCUUAUCUAUGAAGAAGGCAAGUUUUUGUUAUUCUCUUCUUUUCUCAGCUGUGUUUUCUCUUUGUUAGGCUAUCAGAAAGAAAGAAAGAAAGAAAGAAAGAGAGAAAGAAAGAAAG
This is a messenger RNA of Ochotona princeps (American pika), 2813 nucleotides long. RefSeq names its product dachshund family transcription factor 2 (gene DACH2). The record is from RefSeq and is a predicted model, not a curated record. The coding region runs from base 166 to 2058 and encodes 630 amino acids. The transcript is spliced from 13 exons. NCBI's taxonomy places the organism in Eukaryota, Metazoa, Chordata, Mammalia, Lagomorpha, Ochotonidae.